Messenger RNA from Plutella xylostella (diamondback moth), 3909 nucleotides. It is a transcript of the gene Sf3b3, whose product is annotated as splicing factor 3B subunit 3. Gene Ontology annotation, molecular function: protein binding; nucleic acid binding. Lineage: Eukaryota; Metazoa; Arthropoda; Insecta; Lepidoptera; Plutellidae. The record is from RefSeq and is a predicted model, not a curated record. Gene Ontology annotation, cellular component: nucleus.
UCUUUCGUGAUUGGUCAGUGAAGAAUAGAACAACUUGGUGUUCGUGAAACAAAUCGAAAUGGCAAAAUUCGGCGCCAUUUUGUGCCGGUAUCAGCGUCGUUGUGAAUGUGGUGUUCAAGAAAGAAAUAAUUUUAUCGAGCCGCAUAGCGGCCAUCGGCCCUUCAUUAUAAACGGUGUAGGAUAAACCGAUACAAAGAUGUAUUUGUAUAACUUGACCCUUCAAGGCUCUACAGCCAUUACCCAUGCUGUCCAUGGUAAUUUUUCUGGGACCAAACAGCAAGAGAUAGUGAUAUCACGUGGUAAAACUCUGGAGAUGCUUCGGCCAGACCCUAACACCGGAAAAGUACACACGCUCAUGAAAGUGGAGAUCUUCGGCAUCAUAAGGUCCAUGAUGGCAUUUCGACUUACCGGCGGAACUAAAGAUUACAUCGUGAUUGGAUCAGACUCUGGACGGAUAGUGAUCUUGGAAUACAUUCCUGCUAAGAACAUUCUAGAAAAGGUUCACCAAGAAACAUUUGGGAAGUCUGGUUGCCGUAGAAUUGUACCUGGACAGUAUUUGUCCAUUGAUCCAAAAGGCCGGGCUGUAAUGAUUGGUGCAAUUGAAAAGCAGAAGCUUGUUUACAUUUUGAACAGAGAUGCAGAGGCUCGCUUGACAAUAUCAUCACCACUGGAGGCACAUAAGUCCAACACACUGGUCUACCACAUGGUCGGAGUAGAUGUUGGCUUUGAGAACCCCAUGUUUGCUUGUCUGGAAAUAGACUAUGAAGAGGCUGACUCCGAUCCUACUGGUGAAGCUGCUCAAAAAACACAACAAACCCUCACAUUUUAUGAAUUGGACUUGGGAUUAAAUCAUGUUGUCCGAAAAUAUUCAGAACCUUUGGAAGAGCAUGCCAAUUUCCUUAUCACAGUUCCAGGUGGCAAUGACGGCCCAUCUGGUGUACUUAUUUGCUCAGAAAACUAUUUAACUUACAAGAAUCUUGGAGACCAGCAUGACAUCAGAUGCCCCAUACCUCGACGAAGAAAUGACUUGGAUGACCCUGAGAGAGGAAUGAUCUUUGUCUGCUCCGCUACUCACAAAACAAAAUCCAUGUUCUUCUUCCUAGCACAGACUGAACAGGGAGAUAUUUUCAAAAUAACCAUUGAAACUGAUGAAGACAUGGUGACAGAGAUCAAACUGAAAUACUUUGACACAGUACCUGUAGCUACAUCUAUGUGUGUUUUGAAGACUGGAUUUUUGUUCGUAGCUUGUGAAUUUGGAAACCAUUACUUGUAUCAGAUAGCUCACUUGGGAGAUGAUGAUGAUGAACCAGAAUUCAGCUCUGCUAUGCCCUUAGAAGAAGGAGACACAUUCUUUUUCGCACCCAGACCAUUGAGGAACUUAGUGCUGGUGGAUGAAUUGGACUCUCUUUCUCCAAUAUUAUCUUGCCAUGUUGCCGAUCUGACUGGCGAAGACACCCCUCAAGUGUACUUGGCUUGCGGCCGAGGACCCAGGUCCUCCCUGAGGGCCUUGAGGCAUGGUCUGGAAGUGGCUGAAAUGGCUGUUUCUGAACUACCUGGCUCCCCUAAUGCUGUGUGGACCGUUCGAAGACACAAAGAUGAGGAAUUUGAUUCUUACAUCAUAGUGUCAUUCGUAAACGCCACCCUUGUACUGUCUAUCGGUGAGACGGUGGAGGAGGUGACUGACUCGGGGUUCCUGGGCACGACGCCGACGCUCAGCUGCCACGCGCUCGGCAACGACGCGCUCGUGCAGGUGUACCCCGACGGCAUCCGACACAUCCGCGCUGACAAGAGGGUCAACGAGUGGAAGGCGCCCGGCAAGAAAACUAUCGUCAAGUGCGCCGUCAACCAGAGACAAGUCGUCAUCGCCUUGACGGGCGGCGAACUCGUCUAUUUCGAAAUGGACCCUACUGGUCAACUAAAUGAGUAUACAGAAAGGAAGAAGUUGUCAUCAGAUGUAUCCUGCAUGGCAUUGGGAUCUGUAGCAGCAGGAGCUCAAAGGGCAUGGUUUCUGGCUGUUGGCUUAAAUGACAACACAGUCCGAAUUAUAUCUUUGGAUCCAGCGGACUGUCUGGCUCCGCGCUCCAUGCAAGCUUUGCCGGCGGCUGCCGAGUCCCUAUGCAUUGUGGAACAACCAUUUGAAUCGGGAGCAAAGGCUGCCCUUCACCUCAACAUUGGGCUGAGCAAUGGAGUACUACUUAGAACCACACUAGACUCCGUCACCGGCGACUUGGCAGACACGAGGACAAGAUACCUGGGAUCGAGACCGGUCAAGCUGUUCAAAGUGCGCGUCCAGGCAGCCGAGGCUGUGCUGGCAGUGUCGUCGAGGACCUGGCUCGGAUAUCACUAUCAAAAUCGAUUCCAUUUAACUCCACUAUCCUAUGAAUGCUUGGAAUAUGCUGCCGGUUUCAGUUCAGAACAAUGUGCGGAAGGUAUCGUCGCCAUCUCUUCAAACACGCUUCGGAUUCUCGCACUAGAAAAGCUCGGCGCAGUUUUCAAUCAGACCUGCAUACCAUUAGAAUACACUCCCAGGAAGUUCGUUAUCAACCCAGACACCAACCAUAUCAUAAUAUUGGAAACUGACCAUAACGCGUACACUGAGGAGAUGAAGAAGCAGCGGCGCGUGCAGAUGGCGCAGGAGAUGCGCGAGGCGGCGGCGGGCGGCGGGCCCGACGAGCAGCAGCUAGCCAACGAAAUGGCCGACGCCUUUGUAUCUGACGUUCUCCCAGAAAACAUAUUCUGUUCACCUAAAGCUGGUGCAGGCAUGUGGGCGUCGCAGAUCCGCGUGGUGGAGCUGAGCGCGGGCGGCGCGGGCACGCUGUGCAAGCUGCCGCUGGAGCAGAACGAGGCGGCCGUGUCGCUGUGCGUGCUGCGCUGGGCCGCGCACGGGGACGCCGCCGCGCCGCACCUCGUCGUCGGCGUCGCCAAGGACAUGAUCCUGUCGCCGCGCUGCUGCACCGAGGGCAGCCUACACGUCUAUAAGAUCACACCUGGUGGUAAACUAGAGCUGGUGCACAAGACGCCGGUGGACGAGUACCCGGGCGCGCUGGCGGCCUUCCACGGCAAGCUGCUGGUGGGCGUGGGGCGCAUGCUGCGGCUCUACGACAUCGGCCGCCGCAAGCUGCUGCGCAAGUGCGAGAACCGACACGUGCCCAACCUCAUCGCGGACAUCAAGACCAUCGGACAGAGAAUAUACGCAUGCGAUGUUCAAGAAUCAGUAUUUUGCGUCAAAUAUAAGAAGCGGGAAAACCAGCUGAUUAUAUUUGCUGACGACACCAAUCCCAGAUGGAUCACAAACAGUUGUAUUCUGGACUAUGAUACAGUAGCCAUGUCUGACAAAUUUGGGAACAUUGCUAUUAUAAGACUGCCGCACUCCAUCAGCGAUGACGUAGAUGAAGACCCUACUGGAAACAAGGCUUUGUGGGAUAGAGGAUUACUGAAUGGAGCGUCACAAAAGGGUGAAAUAAUCGUAAACUUCCACAUCGGGGAGACGGUGACCUCCCUGCAGCGGGCCACGCUGAUCCCGGGCGGGUCGGAGGCGCUGCUGUACGCCACCGCCAGCGGCUCGCUCGGCGUGCUGCUGCCCUUCACCUCCAGGGAGGACCACGAUUUCUUCCAGCACCUGGAGAUGCACAUGAGAAGUGAAAACUCGCCACUAUGUGGUCGGGAUCACUUGUCGUUUAGGAGCUACUAUUAUCCAGUCAAGAAUGUGAUAGACGGCGAUCUCUGCGAGCAGUUCAACUCGCUCGAGCCGGCGAAGCAGAAGUCGAUAGCGGGCGACCUCGAGAGGACUCCCGCCGAAGUGUCGAAAAAGCUAGAAGACAUAAGAACACGAUAUGCGUUCUAGGAUGAUAGUGUGUGUGCUUUAGAAUAUAAUUUAAUUUAAUAAAUAAGGACUUAACUUUACAAUUA